Molecule: messenger RNA, 3420 nt
Organism: Prorocentrum cordatum
Lineage: Eukaryota; Dinophyceae; Prorocentrales; Prorocentraceae
Source: the annotation of a GenBank genome assembly
GCAUUGUCUUGCAUUGUCUUCUCGGCAUCAGUGCCACAACGUUGACGGCAGGCAGCGCAUCUCUACAUAAUAGUGUUUUUGCUCGAACUCGCUGAGCAAGCAAGGAUACAGCCAAGGUAGCAGAGUCUUGGCCGAGCACCAAAACAUCAUCGCCAGAGCGUGUGUGUUGCCCAUUCCCUGUUUACGGUAAUUCCUUUUACACAGCACCAUGUCCGGUGAUGAAGCCUCAGCCGCUGCGACGAGUGAACUCCCAGGCGGGAGGACUGCAGGUGGGCGCAGACCGCUGCUAGCGCCAGCGUCUAGCCUGAUGUCAGCACCGGCAGAUGGGGCCCGUGGAGCCCGGAGCCAGUCCCGUUCUCCGCGGGGGGCUCUGGGCCCCGCUGACGUACAAGGGGCCCGCGCCGCCAGCUCCGACUUCGCAGCUGUGAAGAAGCUAGUGGAAGACGAGUUGAAGGGGUUCCUACCGAAUGAGCUGAUUAAGAGAAUUCAGAAAUCCACGAACGAUUUGAACGCGAGAAUCGCAAGUCUCCAGAAGGUGAACGAGAGGGCGACGAGCACCAAGAGCGAUGUGGAAGCUUUGAGUGCUGGCCGGGUCCCUUCUGGGUGUCGACCCUUCACGUUGGCAUACGAGUCGCCGUUCUUGGACACAGAGCGCGUCGUUGACCUGAGUUUCCGCCUUGACCUCUCCGGCAAGACGCUGCGGGAGGCGAAGCAAGAGGCCUACUGCGCGCACCUGGCCAUUCAGAAGAAACUCGAUGUGCUGCUCCUGGCCAAGCAGAGGGACGACCUGCGCAGGCUCACGAAGAGGGAUUACUUCGUCGAGACAUGCGCGGCCGCCCUGUCCGACCAGACGUCCAGAGUUUCAGGCCUGGACCUCGAUCUGGACCUGGACAACGACGACGGCUUCCAGGUCUCCACUGCCGGCGUCGACGCCGAGCGGUUGAAGGCCAAAGCCACCGCCAUCUACGCCAAGGCGGUGGCUCGAGCUUCAGACGAGAAGGCUCGCAAGCAGCAGGAGAAGGCCAAACAGGACCAGGCCCAGGAGAAGCUGAUCCAGCAGAUGAUGGAGACGAGCCCUGCGGACCUCUUCAACAUGGCCGUGGAUGCUCGUGUGAUCGCUCGCCAGCGCGUGCCUGGCCGAGCAGGUCCGGCAGGUGGCGGCACCAUAGCCGCCCAGGCGGCAUCCCUGUACACCUCCACCAUGGCCGCUGGCCAGUCCUCUGUCGACCGCGCCGACGCCGUACGCCUUGCUGCCUUAUCAAAAAACGGCACGUCCCCGCCCGGACAGGGCGGGGGCAAGGACAAAGGCAAAGGCAAAGGGCGAGGCGACCCGAAGGGCAAGUCCAAGGGCAACGGGAAAGCCACGCCCUCCCCCAAGGGCGAGUCAAAGGGCAAGUCCAAGGGCAAGGGCAAAGGCAAGAGCAAGGCAUCCGGCAAGACGAGCGCCGGGAAGGGCGCUGGCGCACGAGGAAGCGCGAGAGGGUCUGGACGUGGCAGAUCCGCCGGAGGCAGGCGGCGAGGGAGGGGGACGUGACGGUGAGGCUGGCCCGUUUGUUCCUGCAGUUCACUCGUGAUCUCCCCGCCCCUGAUUUCAACUCUUUGCUUUCGUGUGAUGAUAAACCAGUUUAUUUGUUUCACCCGCGUUCGAAUUGUGCGACUGUUCCUUCAGGUACCGAGCUGGCCUGGCCAGUCAGGUUUUUGCUUACGAUGUUUCAUCGAAAGCACGUGUUUUGCAUGACACCCAAAUCUUCUUUGUCUCACGUUUCUCUUGCCCUUUGGAAUUGGGAGCAUAAGCUUCGUUGGAGAUGGUUUUUCGGAUCUAACGCCGAAGACCCAACAGCUGGCGAAAGCUGGUGGCGGUUGCGAUCCAAGAAAAGAUAUUGCAAGCCGUGUGAUGUUGUAUUGCCUCUGUCUCUGCAGUGCAUGGUUGACGCUGUCAGGCGUGAGGUCUGGCAGGCGUGCCUUGUACAGAGCCGGCGUCGCGCUCCGCCAGUGCCCGCAGUGAUUAGGCUUGCUCUCUCCCUCCUCCAAAAAACGGGCGUCGGGGCGCUCCCCACAGAUAAAGAUGCUGGUUUUUGUUUAAUCCGCAAGGGCGAUUUGCACAAUCGCUACAUGCAUCUAUUGUCUGGCCCCGCUUACCGAGUGAAGCUCGCUCCAUACAGUUUUGGGGCGACAGUGGUAACUGAUUUCAUCGAGGCUGUUCGCGAAACGUGCAGGGUUUUAGAUGACAGGGCGCUCGAGCGAGCCAUGCUUUCGGACGUGGACGCGAGCCGGUGCGAAGACAUCGUGUCGCGCGUUGGGGCCACCGUCAAGACGCACAAGCCUCCUGGCAAGGUGGAGUUGCGCCUCCUCCACUGUAGUGUUCGUAAUCCGAUGGCUCCAGCAAUGCGGUGGAUCUCCCACGCGUUGCUCCCUCAUCUUAGGCGUGUUCCGUUUCUGGCUCGCGACACCCAGCACCUAUUACAGAUCAUGUCGCGCACAGUCGUGCCAGCCGAUUGCCACUUAGUUAAAAUAGACAUAAAAGAAUAUUUUAUGUCUGGUUUGCAUGCCGAUCUUGUCACACACUCCUCAGCUUUUUUCGACGGCGUCCAACAAGACGCAUACGCCAAGCUGCUGCGUGCGAUUUUGGAUUGCCAGUACGUGGCGUGCCCCACAGCGCCCGACAAGGUCUGGAAGGUCACCGUCGGCGCUGGCAUGGGACUCCCUUGUAGUGGGGAGGUUGCUGACGCAGCGUAUUUCAAUCAAGUUGAGCGCGACAGCGUGUCUCAAGAUCGUUUCUGUGAGUUGCACGGCAUAGUAGCUUAUAUUAGGUAUCGUGACGACAUUAUGCUGGUGCAUUCGGGGUCCAGAGCACAGCUCGAUGCCCUUAUUGGCAGAUUGCAAGAGCUGUCUACGGUGUUUAAGCUAGAAGUUGAGAGUAUCGCCUCCGAUGAGGUUCAGAUGCUCGACGUCGUGUUUUACCGUGGGCCCCGCUGGCGCUCCACGGGCAUCAUGGAUCACCGCAUUCAUAUCAAGCGGUCGUCUUUGUGGAUCCCCCUCAGCGAUCGCAGCAUGCAUCCCGCCGGCGUGCACCGAGCAUGGCCGCUCGCACACGCGCUCCGCGUGCGCCGUUUGUGUUCGGAGCGGCAGCACGCCGACAGUGAGAUCAAGAAGUUUUGUAGCAUUUUGCGUCAGCAUUCCUCACACAUCGCACUAUUACCACGAAUCUUGGGGGUGCGGCCCCCCAUUGUUCGCCUCCCUGGCUCGACUGUCCAUGAGCAACAGCCUUUGACUCGUAUUGUAAUGCCGUACUGCAGCCAGUGGCAGGCUGCAGGCGUGCAGCGUGUAGUAAAUCGCGCUGUGAAGCCAUGGCGCUCUCAACACGGAGGCUUCUCCGCCAUAGGCAUCGCAUGGAGUUUGGGCGACAAGCAUCUUGUCCAG